UCCUCUGGGCGCCAAGUUCUCAGCCUUCAGGACAGUGAAGCUUCUUGCAUGUUCUGAGUUCCCUUUGCCACCAUUUCAUAGAUGAAGAGACCGAGGCUCAGAGAGGAGAGAGAGGAAGCGGGAUAGAGAGACAGAUCGAUGUGAGAGAAAAACGUCAGUCGUCUUCCUACUCCAGUGUCUCCUCCAAACAAUCUCCAGAGCAAGUCAGAAGGUCUGAGUGGAUCAGAGUGUCAGGAACAAGGACCCACUCAAGGUUUUGCUUUUCCUUGACCUUCAGGACCAGUUGGAGCCUCUUAAUCUCCUCUGCCAGCGGUCCAUUCUUUGAAGCAGUUCUGAGUUAACCACUGCACCUCCCUCCGGGAGACAGAGGGAAGAGUUGAGGCUGAAUUCACCAGUGAGGUGCGCGCCCGGUCUGCCGCGGCUGCCUGGUUGAGCUGAGCAGCGCGCCCAGCCCUCCGUGGCCAGGAUGUGCGCCCUCCGCGCUGUGCCGGCACUGCUGCUUCUGGGGGCACUCCGAGCCUUCCCACAGGGUCAAGCCCCCACAGACGCCUGUGCCGGAGACCCCAGCCUUUACUACGAUGAGGCUGCCAAGAGGUGCUGUUUCCGCUGCCCUGUGGGGCUGUCCCCGCAGCAGCGGUGCCCGCGGGGGUCGUCCGACUGCAAGAAGCAGUGUCCACGGGACCACUACCUGGACAGGGACGGCCGCUGCACAGCCUGCGUGAGCUGUCACGACGACCUCGUGGAGAGGAAGCCAUGCUCGGAGAGUUCGCCCCGCGUCUGUGAGUGCCAGCCCGGGAUGUUCUGCAGCACCACCGCCACCAACUCCUGUGCCCGCUGCUCCCCCCACUCCGCCUGCCCUGCAGGGACGGCCGUCAAGUCCCCAGGCACAGCGGAGAGGGACACCGUCUGUGAGCCGCUUCCCCCCGGGGCCGGCCUUGACUGUGGCACCAGCCCAGAGGACUGCAAGGCGCCCACCAGCGGUGCUGCCCCCCAGGCCAAGCCCAUCCUGACCUCUGCAGACUCCGAUGCCAGGACCACGCUUCUUGGAGGGGACACUCCCCUCACCCCAAAAGAUGAUUCCAAAAUGACAAGGAUGCCUGAUUCUCUCUCCUCUGGGGAGAAGCCCAGUCCAGAUCCAGGACUGUCCCCACAGCAGCGGUGCCCGCCGGGGUCCACCAAAUGCCGGAAGAAGUGCGAGCCGGAGUACUACGUGGACGGGGACGGCCGGUGCACGGCCUGUGUGAGCUGUUCUGGAGACGACCUUGUGGAGAAGACGCCUUGCACGUGGAACUCCUCUCGUGUCUGUGAAUGUCGGCCUGGCAUGUUCUGUUCAACGUCAGCCACCAACACCUGUGCUCGCUGCGUCGCCUGCCCCAUCGUCCCACCAGAGACAGUCGCCCAACUCCGGGGUACAGCUAAGAUAGACACCAGCUACGAGCUGCCUUCCCCGGGGACCCACCUUAACUGCAGCACCAACCCAGAGGACAGCAAGGCUCCUAACAGCACCAGCCCCUCUCAGCUCUCCCCAGCCGACUCCCAGGCCAGUAAAGGGCACGGAGGGGGUGCCACUCAUGCCCUGGAGGACGCCUCCAUCUCAACAAGUGUGCCCAUCUCUUUCCCCUCCACGGGAAGACCCAUCCUGGUUUCAGGCUCGGUGCUCCUCUGGGUCCUCUUGGCGCUGGUGGUCUGCAUCGGCUCCGGCUCCUUCCUCGUGUGCCACCGAAGGGCCUGCUGGAAGUGGAUUCGGCAGAAACUCCACCUGUGCCGCCCGGUUCAGACCUUCCGGCCCCAGCAGGAGCCUGUGGAUCCCAGGCCCCAGAGGAACCAGGCAGACCUGAAGACGGUUGUCUCCGUGGCAGAGCCCUCCCCCGGAGAUCUGGGGAUGAUGAGCCAGCCGGUUCCGAGGGAGAGCCAGCCACUGCUGGGCGCCAGUCCAGGUGGGGACCCCUCGUCCCCCAGGGACCUUCCAGAGCCCCGGGUGACCACGGAGAACACCAACAACAGGAUAGAGAAGAUCUACAUCAUGAAGGCUGACACAGUGAUUGUGGGGACUGUGAAGACCGAGGUGCCCGAGGGCCGGGGCCUGGCAGGGCCGGCCGGGCCCGAGCUGGAGGAGGGUCUGGAAGUGGACCACGCACACUACCCGGAGCAGGAGACGGAGCCACCUCUGGGCAGCUGCGGCGAUGUCAUGUUCUCAGUGGAGGAGCAAGGGAAGGAGGACCGCUUGCCCACGGCUGCCUCUGGGAAAUGAGGCCCGGCCCGGGCUGGGGCCGAGAGCACCGAGGGGUGCUCCCUGGGAGCCAGGGUGGCGACGGUGGGCCGGGCCGGCAGCCAAGGCCCAUCAGGCCUGAACCGAGUGUCCAGCACCCAGUGGCGACCAGCCUGCCCAUGCAGGAGGGGGUCUGCUGGUAUCUACCCGCAACCCCACCCAGCUGCCCCGCAGUCCCUACCCCAGGACUGUGGGGUGUGCAGCCCAGACAACCAAGGGGCCAGAUUGGAAUGGCGAUGUUUGCUGGAGCAGCAGACAGACAGCCCAGGGCCCUGGGCAUCGGACCCAUCCCCCAGGGCUGGAGCCCACCUGAGGCAGAGGCCACGAGGCCGCCGCGCUCCCCCUGGGCCUCAGGAGUGACGCCCACUGGGUCUGCUGCUGUGCUGAUGGCCUCAGUUACUGUAAACGUGGCCCCAUGGGCACUGAGCCGGCACCCGGGGUUUUAACUCAGUCCAAAGGGAAAUGCACAGGGCUCUGUGGGCCGGCCCGUCUCAGCCGCAGCCACCGUGUCCGCCCUGUGCCUGGGGAGUGCGUGGGACCCUCCUGGUGCCACCUCUCCCCUCACCCCUCUCCUCCGUCCUCUUCCGUAGCCCCACAGUGGGCAGGCCACGGCCUAGGAUCAACUUGCCCAUCUCAGAAUGUCCCUACCAGUCAGUCCCCACAGCAGGAGGCAUCUCGGGACCCUCAGCCGCUGCGGUGUCCGUCCCCAUCAGAGCCCCCGCCCACCCAGCUGCCGCUGGGAGAAGGGCCCGCCGUGCUUUGCUCGGGGGGGCUCCCUCCACACACAGACCAGGAACUGUGGGCUCCUCUGGGUCCUUGGCUGCCUGGCAGGCACCGCCCACUUGGUGCUGUGACACCAGGAUGCAUCUUCCCCAGACCCGCCACGCACUCAGACCCCGACGGCGCCCAGUCCCACCCUUGCGCUGCAGUUGCUCCGCAUCCAGGGUGGGGCUGUGGAUGUCGCAAGCCACGUUCUGCCUUGUUCUGGACUGUGGGGGUGGAGUGGUGAAGAGCUUCGCCUGUUUCAAUCAGCCUUUCAGGAUUUUUGCUUUUCUCACUCGGGAAUAAUGCCUCCACUGGCCAGCGGCUCUCCUCUUCUCGGUUCUCCUCGGGGCUUUCAGGCUCGUGUAAACAAACAAGUGGCCUUGGGAAGGGCCGUGUGGGCAGAGGACAAGACUGCGGCAGCCCGGGGCUCCGGUUGCAGGGAGACUCCUGGAAUUACCCGCUGGAAGCCAGGCCCUGAAGUGCUCUUUACUCACCAGCCUGCUUCUCUCUGGAGGAAGUUGAGGCUGGGUCAGAUGUGCCAGGGUAGUUUCUGAAAUCACUCAGAUGUUUUGGGGAAAGUUGGAGAGGCCGGGACACUGUGACACCAGGACCUGAAGAAGUGUGGGACGUCUGAUACUCGCCCAGAUGCGGGUGUGGGCAGCUCGGCGACGUGGAGGACGCCACACGCCCAGCGGGCAGGGCCUCAGCAGCCUUGACGUGAGGCCUAAUGAAAUGACGUGCUCCCUCGCCCGGGAGCCCUUCAUAGAACCAUCUGACCCUAGAAAACUCAUGAGGUUCCUUAAAAAUGAUCUUAAGGCCACGGAAACUCUCAGUGGGGCUGAGAGUCUUGGAGAAGUUCUCAGGAUCCCUCUCUGCCCCUCUGGCCAGGACCCUUCCUCCAUGAUACUCCCGCUCCUCGGUCCGGGCCUGCCUUCGGGGAUACUCAGAAUGAAGCUGCUCCACGCCAGGUUCCCUUCGGGUGUUUGCAGAAAGGGCUGUGCCGAGCAGCCCCACAGUGUGAGAAAAAGGUCACAGAAGCAGCUGCUAUGCCCCAGCCUCGGGGAGGCGGGGAGAGGACCAAGGGGUCCGUGGGGGCCUAGGCUUCGUGCUCAAGCUGGGAGGAGCCCAGCCUGCCUUUGUGAUCAUAGCUCGAGGGAGGGGCGUCACUUUGGGGCCUGCUCCCACCCCAGGCAGCCAGCUGGGACUGUGGCUGCCCUGUGGGGUGAAGGCAGGACACCUGGGACCAUGGUCAUGUGACCAGACGGGCACCGGGCCUGUACCGGGGCUGCCUCGGGCGGCUGUGUGGGUUCUUGAUUUCGUGUAGGAUAGAUUUCACAACGCGAGUCCAGGUGAUAUUGAGAGUGCGUUUAUUACAGCUGGGGGCAACGAGACAAGGAAGGGCUUCAGGUAGAAGAAGCAACAGGAGAAAGAAAGAGGAAAGGGAGCCUUGGAGACAGGGUCAGGGGGUUAGCCCGGACCAGCUGCCGCUGCCCACUGCUCCCUCAGCUGCAGGCCCGUGGGGUCCCUUUGAGUUCAGGAGAAAGCAGAUACAAGGGGUGGGCGGGCUCCAGCGAGCUCCUGUGUGGGUCCUUUGUCUUGAGGCCUUUUAUCUUUCUUUGGUGGCGGGAUCUUAGGGGCGGCUCCUUCAAUAAGCUGACUCAUCAAAAACGUACAUAGAUGGGGCUUAGGGGUUAUUUUCUGGUUGGCUUUAUUUAUAAAGAACACCAUCGAAGAGGGACCAGGACCCAGGCUGGCCUGUCCCUGGACGCUCUGGAACGAGUAAACCAUUUGCUCCUGUGCCCUUGGUUAGAUAGGGUCGUGUGACUCAUUAGCUGGCUGUAAAUUGCUCAAACCGUCCGUCCAGCCUUGUUUAAUUAUUUUGUCUCAGUUUCCCUUAUUCCACUCGUCAGGGAAUUUCCCCAGCUUCUCACUACCCUGCCUCAGUCGGACCUUGCCCACCCCACCCCACCUCAGCCCCAGGACUCCGGACCCCACCAUGGGAACUGGCAGCCACCUGGGUGGUGGGAGAGCCAAAGCCAAAGUCCCUGCCUCACCAGGAACAGGGGUGGGGGUGCUUCUUAACCUCUGGCUGUUCUGAUGUUCAGAUGGACAGGUGGACCAGGGCCCUGCUGCUCAGGGCGGCGGUUCCCAGGAUGUGGGGACCUCCUCGCGCACCUGCACAGCCCUCUGCCUGGAGAGUUGUGGUCAGAGGGUGACAGAGAGCCAUCAGUCCCGCGGAAGCAAUUGCAUCUGGAGAAAACCCGCUGUUUCCCAAGAGCGUCUCAUCGGCGGGACACUAGGUUCUUAGAGUCUCUAAGGCCAGGGCCUGCCCCUCAGAUGGAGCAAGACCCUGACUCUGCAGGGAGUCUGGAGAUUCCAGAGCAUCGGGAGACGUCACCUGACCUGUGGCUUGUGUUUGCUGUAUGGCAGCUUCUGUCUUCAGUCCAACCAGUGGCCACCUGCCAAGAGGGGGCCCUUCCUUGGCCUGCAGAAUUCAGCCCCUCUGACUUAGAAACAGGAAACCUUUGAAAGGGCACUGGGCUUAGCACGGUUUUCUCCCAGAAGAUGGUGGUGGGUUCCAAGCUGGCCCCCCAAAGCCUGUGUUAGUGUCGGUAAGGUGAACCAGGGCUUUCGGGAUCUGGGGCCUGGCCUCCCUUGGGGCCAGGUUGCUGUGGGAACCUCACGGUGCAUAGGCCCCCUCUUGCUCUGUGAGGGACCCAGAGAACCCUCCACUCCCAGUCAGAAGACUGGCUGUUGGUUGGUCAGCUGUCUAUAACUGUUCAUGAAGUGUAGUGGCCUCUCUGCAGGGGACGUCCCGCUCUUGGUCCCAGGGCAUCCCAGACAGCACUGCAUUGCUGUUCAAAAUCUUCCUUCCUCUCCGUCCUCCUUCCAGUUACACCUGUGGUGAGUCAGGCCCAGUCCAGCUGCAGAGGGUGCGAGACACUGAGAUGGACUUUCUCUUGUGCGUCCCCUGAAUGAGACCAACGGUGGUGCAGAACCGAACCUGUGAGCGAGGUCAUUCCAGAGGUGACCACACUGUGUGCUAGGGGAGGCCCCAGUCAGGGCACCAUGGCAGUGUCUGGAGGGCAGGGGCAGUUCUAGCCAGGUGGUCUAGGAAGGCUUCUUGGAGGAGGUGUCCUUUGAGUUCCACCUGAGUGACAUGACAAGUGGGUGAGGCAAGGCGAGACCCUGGCAGCUGAGCGUUCAGGGGGGUUGGAACCACCACCCCAAAAGCGCUGAGGUGGCAAUGCCCCCGGCCUUGGGAUUCGAGGAGCUCACCUGGUGAAGCACAGGGAGUGGACAGCCAGUGGGGCCAGAUCAAGGAGGGCCUGGUGGGCCAUUGCAAGGCACUCUGACUUCAUCCUCAGAACACCAGACGCUGGUUAUUUCUAUUUCCCUCCUUUAGAACAAUAAACAUCCUGCGAUUCUCUCAGCACCGGGCGUGAGAGGCUGUAGCGGGAGCAGCGAAGAUUGUUUUAACCCAGUUCAGAGGGAAGUGGGGGACAAAGGCAGAGUCUGUAGGGAGCCAGGAGCCAGUGGAUGUUUCUUAGAAAGGGCAGAGCUGAGGCCACAUUCCCAGUUAAUUAACAUCGCAGCUCCAGGUCCAGGCUGCUUGGUCUUGGCUGGAGGCCAGCAGCCAAGGUUCCUCUUUCUUUGGGUGUCUUCCAGAAGCGUAAAAACCAAACCGAAAAAUCCUGGGAAGGCCACAGGCCUCUGUUUGUGUUUUGGUGUGGGGUGUGGGUCAUCUGAGAAUCACAGCCUGUGCUUCCCUCCCAUGUACCUUCAGGGCUCAGCCUCCAGGUCAAGGGGUUCUCAGCCGCAUGGCCUCAAGCAAAUCCCUUGAGGGCUUUCAGCUUUGGUUUCCUGACCUGCCGUGUAUGGGCAAUAAUUACUUUGCUUUGCAAGGUGGGUGGAGGUCAUGGGUGAAGUGCUUGACCUGGGGCCAGUCGUGGUCCCUGUUCAUUAAAUGAUAGUUACCAUAAGCAGCAUUUAAAGAGCUUUCAAGUCUGUCCAAGGCUUUCCACAUUCCUGAGGCACUUGGGCUUCAUAAGCACAGCUAAAAAGUAGGUGGGCUGAGGGCCAGCACUGCCGUUUACUGGUUGAGCCUCAGAGAAGGGAAGCAAGCAGCCAACCCACCGCCACACAGCCAGGAAGUGCCAGACCCGGAGCCGAGCCCCCCCCCCCCCCCACCAUGGUUCUCAAUUAGCCCCUGUGCCCAUGCAGCCAGUCCGUGUCCCUGUCACAGUGGUCAGCUGCUACUGUGCCCUCUGGACACAUUUCUUUUCACCUCCAAGUCAUCACAGCUGGGAGAUGGGGAGGUUCCUUGGUUGCUUGUUUUAUGGGGAGGAAGGGACAGUUCCCAGAGGCUGGGUAACCUGCUUGAGAUCAAGCGGCAGCCCAGAUUUCUUCCUAAUUCCUCUGAUGCGGAGCUCACUCCUUGAAGGUGGUCUGAGGCAGCGGUCAGGGGGACUCGGGCUCUGGGAGCCCGGGUGGGACAGAGACCUCCCUUGGAGGGCUGGCCGGCCAUUGGAUUGCCUUUGGCCCUCUCAGUAACUCCUUUUACCCCACUCUCUGCCCCAUGCCGGGAUCUGUGGAAGACAGGGCAAGAAAAAGCCUCUCCAUUUAACAGAUGGGAAAACUGAGCCCUGUGUAGGUGAGGGGGUUUGCCUAAGGUCCCGGCUUGACGAGUUUGGCCCCUUGCUGUGUAUGUUGGGGCUGGGGUGGGGGAAUUGCAGUCUAGUCUGAGAACAGUAAAGAUUAUUUGCUGGUUUUCAAUCUCCCUUUAAAAAAGAGUAAUUCGAUUCUGGCUGGAGUGUCUCAGCUGAUUGGGCAUCAUUCUGCAAACUGAAAGGUUGCAGGUUCUAUUCCUGGUCAGGGCACAUGCCCAGGCUGCAGGUUCAGUCCCUGGUCAGGGCUUGUGCAGGAGGCAACCAAUGGAUGUUUAUCUCUCAGGUUGAUGUCCUCUCUCUCUCUCUCCUUCCCUUCCCAUCUCUCUGGAAUCAACGAAAAAAAUGGUGUUAAAGUAAAAGCAACUACAGUAAGAGUG
This is a messenger RNA of Artibeus jamaicensis (Jamaican fruit-eating bat), 8081 nucleotides long. It is a transcript of the gene TNFRSF8, whose product is annotated as TNF receptor superfamily member 8. Gene Ontology annotation, biological process: signal transduction. Bases 467 to 2251 code for a protein of 594 amino acids. The transcript has 19 exons. The record is from RefSeq and is a predicted model, not a curated record. NCBI's taxonomy places the organism in Eukaryota, Metazoa, Chordata, Mammalia, Chiroptera, Phyllostomidae. Gene Ontology annotation, molecular function: transmembrane signaling receptor activity; protein binding.